This is a messenger RNA of Protobothrops mucrosquamatus (brown spotted pit viper), 1056 nucleotides long. RefSeq names its product retinoic acid receptor alpha-like. The record is from RefSeq and is a predicted model, not a curated record. Gene Ontology annotation, cellular component: nucleus; transcription regulator complex. Bases 1 to 1056 code for a protein of 351 amino acids. Gene Ontology annotation, molecular function: RNA polymerase II cis-regulatory region sequence-specific DNA binding; zinc ion binding; nuclear glucocorticoid receptor binding. The transcript is spliced from 8 exons. Gene Ontology annotation, biological process: cellular response to corticotropin-releasing hormone stimulus; retinoic acid receptor signaling pathway; regulation of transcription by RNA polymerase II. NCBI's taxonomy places the organism in Eukaryota, Metazoa, Chordata, Lepidosauria, Squamata, Viperidae.
AUGUCUAAGAUAGGGCGUUUGUCCGAAUUUGAUACAGCUCACCCUGAACGUUGGAGCUCAUACGUGGCCAGAGUAGAAAACUACUUUCGAGUAAACCAAGUUCGGGAAGAUGGUCUCAAAGCUGCAACGUUACUGCCCAUUUCGUUCCGUGCAAGGGGUUGCCAUCCUCUGGUAAGCUGGCCAAAGUAUUCAUCACGCAGGUCCAUUGAAACACAAAGUACCAGCUCAGAAGAGAUUGUACCCAGCCCUCCUUCACCACCCCCACUGCCCCGAAUCUACAAACCCUGCUUUGUGUGCCAGGAUAAGUCAUCCGGCUACCACUAUGGUGUUAGCGCAUGUGAAGGAUGCAAGGGCUUUUUUCGUCGCAGUAUCCAGAAGAACAUGCUGUAUACUUGUCACCAGGAAAGAAACUGUAUAAUAAACAAAGUGACCCGGAACCGCUGUCAGUACUGCCGCCUACAGAAGUGCUUUGAAGUUGGCAUGUCCAAAGAAUCUGUCCGGAAUGAUAGGAACAACAAGAAGAAAGAGACUCCAAAGCAGGAAUGUUCAGAGAGCUACUUCAUUACACCUGAAGUGGAGGAUCUCAUUGAGAAAGUGCGCAAGGCUCAUCAGGAGACUUUCCCUGCCCUCUGCCAGUUGGGCAAGUACACCACAAACAAUAGUUCAGAUCAGCGGGUAUCUCUCGACAUCGAUCUGUGGGACAAAUUCAGUGAAUUGUCCACAAAGUGCAUCAUCAAGACGGUUGAAUUUGCCAAGCAGUUGCCAGGCUUUACCACACUCCCAAUUGCUGACCAGAUCACGCUCCUCAAAGCUGCCUGCCUCGACAUCUUGAUCCUUCGGAUAUGCACACGCUACACCCCAGAGCAGGACACCAUGACCUUUUCUGAUGGCCUGACACUCAACCGCACUCAGAUGCAUAAUGCAGGCUUUGGGCCCCUCACCGACCUGGUCUUUGCCUUUGCCAACCAGUUGCUGCCACUUGAGAUGGAUGAUGCUGAAACAGGACUCCUCAGUGCUAUCUGCCUGAUAUGCGGAGGAUUAAAGUCCUUUGUCUAG